Penicillium soppii is the source of this 1713-nucleotide messenger RNA. Its product is annotated as GMC family oxidoreductase. The record is from RefSeq and is a predicted model, not a curated record. Lineage: Eukaryota; Fungi; Ascomycota; Eurotiomycetes; Eurotiales; Aspergillaceae. The coding region runs from base 1 to 1713 and encodes 570 amino acids. Gene Ontology annotation, molecular function: flavin adenine dinucleotide binding; oxidoreductase activity, acting on CH-OH group of donors. The transcript has 3 exons.
AUGUCCACCUUCGACUUCAUCAUCGUUGGAAGUGGUCCGUCCGGUAGUGCUCUGGCCGCAGGUCUCGCCAAUUCAAAUGCCAAGCCUCAAGUCCUCCUCUUAGAAGCGGGCGAUUACAAAGAAGAUCGCAAUCUUCGCGUUGACGGUCAAAGAUGGCUCACUUUCCAAGACCAGUCCAUGAACUGGGGGUUCAAAACCACCCCGCAAAGUGACUGCAACAACCGCGAAAUCGACUACAGCCGCGGCCGAUGCAUGGGCGGGUCCAGUGCUAUUAACUUCGGUGUCUACAGCGUCGGCGCGCGCGACGAUUACCAAGAAUGGGCGCGAAUUGUCGGCGAUAAGGAGUUUGCCUGGGAAGAUAUUCAGCGCAGAUUUAAGGAGCUGGAGACCUUCCACGGGGAAAUUCCCGCCGGUGUGGAUGCCAAGUAUGCGGAUCCCAAGAGCACGGAUCAUGGGAGUAAGGGCCCGUUGCAUGUGGGCUUUGCGAAGGAGUGGGAGAGAGACCUGACCGAGUUGUUGGAUAUCUUUGAGGAAGCUGGCUUCCCCUUGAACCCAGAUCAUAAUUCGGGAAAUCCGAUCGGAAUGUCCGUGUUGAUUAACUCCGCUCACAAAGGCUUGCGCUCCACCGCCGGCGAUUUGGUAAAGGAGAAAUUGGAUAAUUUGACUAUUGUCACUGCGGCGUCCGUGCAGCGGAUCCUCCUGGACGGGAAGAAGGCCGUGGGCGUGGAGUCCAAUGGCAAGAAAUACUACGCCGCAAAGGAAGUCAUUUUGUCCGCUGGCUCGCUGAAUGAUCCCCGCAUCCUGAUGCACUCUGGUAUUGGCCCCGCUGCCCAACUCGAGAAAUACCAAAUCCCCGUCGUUCACGACCUCCCCGCCGUCGGCCAGGGUCUCCGUGACCAUUGCUUCGUGCCGAUUGUAAACACCCGCACAGAGAGCAGCACGGACCGAAAAGCUUUCUACGGCGACAAGGCCGCCAUGGAAGCCGCUCAGAAGCAAUGGCAACAAGAUGGCACAGGGCCCUGGGCAAAAUUCGCCUGCGAGCUAGGCAUUGGCUGGUUCAAGCUUGCUGAACAACUCACCUCCUCCCCAGAAUUCAAGGCUCUCCCCGCAGAUGAACAGUUGUACCUUCUCCAGGAGACAGUCCCCCACUACGAGAUCCUCACCCAUUUCCCUAUCCACUGGUUCAUCCCAGAUUUCCCUGCCGAAGCACUGAGCUACUCCUGCCUACUUGUCUUCCUGUUCAACGCGCAGACCCGUGGAGAAGUCACCCUGCAAUCCUCCGACCCCGAUGCCCCGCUCUCCUUUAACCCGAAAUUCCUGGCUCAUCCAUUCGACCGCAAACUAGCGAUCGAGGCCUUGCGCGACUCCUUCCGCAUCGCCAAGCACGAGUCCUACACGAAGGAUCACGUCGCCCCGCUGGCUAUGCCCAAGAGCGAUUCCGACGAGGAUCUGCUCCAGUACUGGCGCGAGAACAUCUCGUCGAGCUGGCAUAUGACCGGUACCGCGAAGAUGGGUAAGAAGGGCGAUGCGGAUGCCGUUGUGGAUCCGGACUUCAAGGUGGCUGGCAUUGACAAUCUGCGCAUCGCUGAUAUGGCGGUUGUGCCGGUGUUGGUCAAUGCGCAUGUUCAGGCCGUUGCAUAUGUCACGGGUGCAACUUGUGCUGAGAAGUUGGUCAAGGAAUAUAACCUUGAUCAUAACCCUGCUAAAAUUUAG